AUGGGAGACGCCGCUCCGAUCGCCGACCUUCCCGAGGGCCCACCUGAUGCACCUGUCUUCCCAGCCGACGGCCUGCAGGCCCGAGUCGCCCAGAUCAACGCCAUCCCACUCAGCGGCCGACUGAACAUCCCCACCGCGAAGCUGGAGCGCCGUCUCACCAUUCACGAUGUCUGGCUCCAGGACCAUCGACCUGGCCUGGUCGCUGAGAGCGAGAGCCACCAACCUGUCCCCUCCUCUGCUGCCCCUCUGCGCAAUCACGGAAUCCACGUUCACAUCCGCCCGGAUGAUACCUCACUCCGUGACCUGCUGCCCCUCGUCGCCGGAUAUGUCAACCUAUCAGACGUCAAUCAACUCGGCUUCCUCUGGCGCGCGUUCCUCAGGCCAUUCGACGCAUACUACGAGGCCAAGAAG
Zasmidium cellare ATCC 36951 is the source of this 411-nucleotide messenger RNA. RefSeq lists its product as uncharacterized. Lineage: Eukaryota; Fungi; Ascomycota; Dothideomycetes; Mycosphaerellales; Mycosphaerellaceae. The transcript has a single exon. The annotation marks the transcript as partial. The record is from RefSeq and is a predicted model, not a curated record.